Messenger RNA from Symbiodinium pilosum, 798 nucleotides. Lineage: Eukaryota; Dinophyceae; Suessiales; Symbiodiniaceae. The record is from the annotation of a GenBank genome assembly.
AUGCCCAAGACGAAGGUGAUGAAGGCUCUCAAGUCCAAGGCCCCCUUCCCGGAUGCAAAGCGUGGAAAGCAUCGUGUUCAACGACGUCCUGCUGCCAAGGCCUACAUUCCCGUCCCCUAUGUCAGGCACGGAAUCCCCUCCAGCAAGAACAGAGCUCAUCGUGUACGUUGGGGUCUGUCUGUGCAAAAGCUCAUGUCCAUGAAUGGCCGGCGUCUCAUCAACCUUCUCCAGAAGGAUCACAUUCUUCCUCACUGGCAAGGUCGGUCGUGUCCUCGCUGCGGCAAUGGCACUCUCGGUGAGCUGCGACACGUGAAGGGCAAGAACGUUUGGGCCUAUCGUUGCAACCAUUUCAAGUGCCAUAAGCAUGUCCAGCCCCACGAUUUCCACCCAAUCUUCUUUAUGGGAGCAGGGUCAUCAAUUACUUCGCUCAAUCACCAAGCGGCCGCCUUGUAUUGCGCUGUGGCCAGUGUCCCAGGUCAGUCCACCCACUUGCUUCUGGACACGGGCGACAAGCCCGUGGAGCGCAUCUACGCCAACUUGGAUGUCGCCCGGGCCAGCUAUGACGUGGAGGUCGACGAGGUGGACAUCGGGAAAAACAAGCAGCGCUCUCCAGGGCCAGGCCCCAUUCGGAAGCGCGAUUGGUCUGCAAUCGGCAACCGACACCUCGCCAAUCGCAAGGUGAUUUUGCACAGCGACGGCGCCCGAGCUUACAAGCUGAAACUCCCGCAGGUGAUGCAUUGCAAUGUGGUUCAUCAAAAGAAAAAGGCCAAGAUCAACGGAAAGGCCUUGGAUUUCUAA